Exophiala bonariae is the source of this 1002-nucleotide messenger RNA. RefSeq lists its product as uncharacterized. Gene Ontology annotation, biological process: secondary metabolic process. NCBI's taxonomy places the organism in Eukaryota, Fungi, Ascomycota, Eurotiomycetes, Chaetothyriales, Herpotrichiellaceae. Gene Ontology annotation, cellular component: cytoplasm. Bases 1 to 1002 code for a protein of 333 amino acids. Gene Ontology annotation, molecular function: carboxy-lyase activity; hydrolase activity. The transcript has a single exon. The record is from RefSeq and is a predicted model, not a curated record.
AUGGCUCCGAAAGGAUAUCUCGAUGUUCAUUGCCAUUUUUUCCCAGGAAUAUCGAAUGAUCUGGCAUUACAGUUGGUACAACAACUGCGAGCGGCACAUUUUCUCGUAGAGGAUGCCUCGCAGUUGCAAUGGUCACCGGAGUGCAUCUUAGAAUAUAAUGAUCACGCGGGCGUGGCAAUGGCACUACUCAGCUACGUUGCUAGCAGUCACGAGAAGCUACGUGAAGGCAACGAUUACGCCCACAAGAUCGUUCAGCGCUAUCCGACUCGAUUCGGUCACCUUCUUGCUUUACCCACCGACGACACAGAGGCAUGUCUCCGAGAGAUUGAGCACGGAGAUAAUUACGAUGAGCCCAGGCCAGAUGGGUAUGCGGUGAAUACUCAGUACUGUGGGGUGCCACUCUCGGACGAUCGAUUGGCCCCGGUCUUUGAACGCCUGAACGCCCGAGGUGCUAUACUUCACGUCCAUCCCAAUGCAUACCUACCUGGGGAGUACGGUAAACCUUCGGCUUUAAUCGAUGUGGCUUUUGAUACUUGCCGAGUUGCCACUGAUAUGCUGUACAAAGGGGUGUUUCGAAGGUAUCGCAACAUCAAAUUCAUCUUUGCACAUUGCGGUGGUGCAUUGCCUGUCCUAUCGGGUCGCUUGAGUCUCCUGGGCGCCGAACCUUGGGUCCCCAAUCCAGAGAAGCUAGCAAAACACGACAUUGAAUCGCAAUUGUCCAAUCUCUACGUGGACACUGCAGCGACAGCAAAGACUGGACUACGACCGGCGGCGAAGAUGGUGGGAUGGGAUCAUUGCAUCUACGGCGCCGACUGUGGAGUUCCGUGUUCGUCGUGGAAAACCAUGGACGAGAACCUCGAAGAUGUCGCGGCAGUGGAAGCAGAAGCUCAUGUUAAGCAGUGGACGGUACGAGAUAACUCAUGGAAAUUGUUCCCAGCAGCCGCAAAGCGAGCCGAACAGUCUUUAGGCGCAGAAGAUGAGCAAAGCACGUCCUUAUGUUAA